Messenger RNA from Mya arenaria, 3063 nucleotides. Its product is annotated as phospholipid phosphatase 1-like. Gene Ontology annotation, molecular function: phosphatidate phosphatase activity. The transcript has 6 exons. Gene Ontology annotation, biological process: phospholipid dephosphorylation; phospholipid metabolic process; signal transduction. The record is from RefSeq and is a predicted model, not a curated record. NCBI's taxonomy places the organism in Eukaryota, Metazoa, Mollusca, Bivalvia, Myida, Myidae. Bases 1603 to 2697 code for a protein of 364 amino acids.
UAUUUAGUUUUAGCCGUAGUUUUAGUAAUGUGUCUUGUUAAAAAAAGGAAUAACACUAUAGUAAUUGUGGUUAGGUGCGUGAGAAGAAUCGGAAGUCAUCAGAAGAAAUCAAUGGGAUAUACAUAUUUGUUACAUUCACCCCAUUUGUGAACUAGAACGCGAAACUGUGUCAGGGAAAUAACAUCUGAAAGCGUUUUUUUACAUUAAAUGAUGAUCGUACUUAAACUUUGUUUUUAACGUUAUCACUUACUAAGAUUUAAUAGCGCUCUACUUAGUCGUGUUAUUUGUUUGUUCAUAUCGGUUUAAUUCAUUGUUAAACGAACUAAUCUUUUAACAAGUUACCAGUGAUGACAUAAAGCAACAUUGAUAUCAAAUCAACAAGCAAGAUAUUGAUAGCACUUUAAUUGAAGCGUUUACACUUUUAAUAUGUUAUAACUUAUUUGAAAUGCAGAUCCUUGAGGAAGAUAAAUAGAACAGUAUAAUCUGUAAAUAUAAGAGCUGUUGAACAAUUGUGAAAUCAAUUAACACUUAAAAGCGUUCGAACUUUGGAUAACCCUCUGUUUCAGGAAUUCUUUAGAUCCGGAAGAGAUAUCUUCAUUGUGUCGAUAACUAUUACGUAGCCCAGUCCAAAAGAAUAGAAGUGGUCAAUGUGGUUUAAUGAGUGAAAUAAUGAAUGAUAGUUAUGUGUGCUUGAGACAAUGAAGUGUGUAUAGAAGGAAAUAAAUUGUAGAACAUCCGCUAACUUAAUCGGACAAAUUUAAUAUAUUUCAGAUUGAAACUUAUAAGAAAAAGAAGAACAUUACAAAAUAUUUCGCCCCAUCAUCUACGGUUUUAAGCCCGCAUUUCAAUGCAAUGCGGGUUAGAUAAAAGUUGAAUGUAUACCCAAGUAAGAUACCCAGCGAGGUGAUUAUUCGGAUAGUAUGGAUGAGUUAUAAGCAUUAACGUCGAAACAGUGAACGAAUGGUAGGAUUAAAUUAACUUGAUAAAGUAAUGAGGCAAUCGGUAAGUACUUAAUGGCAAUAAAAUACAUUUUCCAGGAUUAAGUUAAUUGUCGGAAAAAUAAUAAAAACUGAUGUAAGUGAUACAAGUGUUCUUGCAUUGUGUGGUUACAUCAAUUAACGUAUAUCAGAAUUAGAUGAUAUUCGAACAUCUUCCUUAUAACUAUCAGCGCUUGGAUGAUCAAACAGCAGUUUUUUGUAUUUUGUUUGAUAUACUGUACAAAAAUGUUUGAAAUAACGUUUAGUAGAAUACUUACAGUUAGGAUGCACUGAAAGAUUCCCUCAGCGACAAAAUACUAUUUCAUACUUGUGUGCUGCUGUAUUUAGUGAAACGUGCGUAAUAAUUAAAAAAAACGUUUAAGUAAAUACAAAUAAAAUUUAUCUCAAUUUUUCAUUACAAAUGGUAAUACAUGUUCGCUAUUUCUCAAUAAGGUAUAUAAUCGUACGUCAUUAAGCUAAUUGAAAACAUAAUAACAUUUUACUACUUUUUUAUUCUAACAUUUCAUUUUUUAACUACGGAGCAAAGUGCGCAUAAUUCACUCGUUGUGUGAUUUAUAGAAAGAGAUAGUCAGUGUUCGUAUCUAACAGCUCGAGGAGACCGCAAAUGGUGGUCUGGGGUUAUUGUAACAUGGAUAAGUGUCCUAGAAUUAGAAGCGGAUUAAGUCGCCGGCGGAUUACACUGGCGUUGAUAAUAGAUGUCACACUGUUUCUGAUAGUGGGUAUCCCGGUUUUGUUUCUCUUCAUACGAGGAACGCCGUUCGAGAGAGGCUUUCAGUGUGACGACCCGGCACUCUCACUUCCCUACCGAGCCGAUACCGUCUCAACUUCCGUCCUAAUCAUCGCUGGCUACAGCGUCUCCAUUCUUUUGGUAUUGCUUGUGGAACUCUUGAAUGCAAUAGAGCAGAAGUGCCGCCAUCCGUGCAAUAAUGCAGAGGGACUAGUCUACUGUGUACGCGGUUACAGUGUCUUUCUCGUGGGUUUUGUGCUACAGCAGCUAAUUGUGGAAAUCGCGAAAAACCAGUUAGGUUCACUCCGACCUAACUUCUUUGACGUCUGCCGACCCCAAUACAACCGAUCACUUUGUCCAGAGUAUAUAAGGGAGUACACAUGCACCGGAAGUGAGUAUGGGGCAGACAAGAUUCGGGAGAGCCGCCAGUCGUUCCCUUCCGGCCACUCAUCUUUUUCAAUGUACAUCGCCAUUUAUUUUUCUUUUUACAUCCAAUGGCGGCUACAAGUGACAUUCUCCCGGAUUUUAAAACUGUUUCUACAGUUCGGACUUGUCUUCCUUUCGUUGAUGUCCGGUCUCGGCCGUAUCCAGGACAACAAGCACCACCCUUCUGACGUCAUCUUUGGUUUUCUCGUCGGUUUGUCUACAGCAAUACUACUGGUUGGUGAACAUUAUAUAGGUUUACAAUUUCACUUUGUCGGCAAGAAGCUUCUUACACCUUUUGAGGGUUCAGUCAAUAUUACUUACCGGUCAAAUGGCGAUCAACGUGACAGUUGUUGCACAUGCGGAACGAAUGUUCCAACAUUCGUUGAACCUCAAACAACCGAAUCAUUGCUACACAAUGAAUACUUUAGUGGCAAUGGAAGCGUACAUAGACACACGGCAUGCACUCUAAAAUUGAAUGAGAUACCAAAUUCAAGGCAUCAAAUGCCAACUCCUAUUACACCAGAUCAGCACGUUGAAGAAGUUUGACGUAUGCAAACAUUGAUUACAAUAAGACAUAUUCAAAAUAAUGGUUCGAAGUGAAUUUGUAACAAAAUUGAGGAUUUUACCAUAUCGACCAAAUCUACUUCGAUAGUAGUUCUGAUGAAAGAGAACAGGAUGUUUCGGAUGCACUAAAAAGUAGUAUUCAUGAUCAAGAUGAUGUAUCGUGUGCGAUAUCAGACGUGAUUUUAAAUUCGUUUGAAAAAAUAAAUGAAAGUGGCUGGUCCACUUUGAAGAAAGCUUUGAUACAACACUUGUCUGAAAUACCAGAUUUUCUAUAACUGUAAAAUGUUUUGUUUUUAUUCUUAGAGAUGUUAUUAUUAUAUAUUUACAAAAUAAAUUCGCAGCCAUUUG